CUAUAGGCUCAAUUCUAGUCAUCUCUAUCAAGGAGGAGCUUCCAUAACUUGCUAUUUAUUUCUGAUACUUUCAUUGUCCCUCUAAGUGCACCAUGAUCCCGGUCAUUGAUUUCUCAAAGUUGGAUGGUGAGGAGAGGCUCACUACUUUGGCUCAAAUUUCCAAUGGAUGCGAAGAGAGGGGAUUCUUUCAGCUGAUAAACCAUGGAAUUCCAGCGGAGCUUCUCGAACAGGUGAAGAAGGUGUGCUCUGAGUGCUUCAAGCUUGAAAGAGAGGAAGGCUUCAAGGACUCCGACCCUGUUCAUUUGUUGAACGAAUUAGUGGACCAUGAUAAUGGUCCUAAAGGCAGGUCCCAGCAUCUGGAUAAUGUGGAUUGGGAGGAUGUAUUUGUUCUCCAAGAUGAUAACAAAUGGCCAUCCCAGCCCCCAGAGUUCAAGGAGACCAUGAAGGAGUACAGGGCCGAACUGAAGAAGCUGGCUGAGAAGGUAAUGGAGGUCAUGGAUGAGAACCUGGGUCUGGAGAAGGGCUACAUUAAGGAGGCAUUCUGUGGCAGUGAAGAUGGCCAACCCUUCUUUGGCACCAAAGUUAGCCACUACCCACCAUGCCCACGCCCUGAUUUAGUUCAUGGCCUUCGUGCCCACACCGAUGCAGGUGGCGUUAUCCUCCUCUUCCAAGAUGAUCAAGUCGGAGGCCUCCAAGUCCUCAAGGAUGGCCAGUGGAUUGAUGUCCAACCAUUAGCCAAUGCCAUUGUGAUCAACACUGGCGACCAGAUAGAAGUGCUGAGCAACGGGCUGUAUAAGAGCGCAUGGCAUCGUGUUCUCGCUACCCAAAAUGGUAACAGAAGGUCCAUUGCAUCCUUCUAUAAUCCAUCUCUUAGUGCCACCAUUGCCCCUGCGAAGAAGUUGCUCGAAGGCCAAACAAUGAAAGAAGAAGAAGAACAUGGUGGUGCUGGAUAUCCUGAGUUCAUGUUUGGUGAUUACAUGACAGUGUAUACGAAGCAGAAGUUCUUACCCAAGGAGCCAAGGUUCCAAGCUGUGAGAGCUAUGUGAAUGAAGAGAGGAAGAUGGUGAAGUUGGUGUGAGGUUUAGCUUCCUUUGUAUAUCAGUCGUUUUUCCAGAAUAUCCUUUGUGUAUUAGUCCCAGCGACAGUUGCAUGAAAUUUGUUGUUGUAGCCUUCCCACCAAAGGGAGUGGAAGAGUUCCUACUGAUAGUUCAAUUAUUAUUAAGAAGUAUACUCUUCUUUAUUAAAAAAAAAAAGGUUGGCUGAUGCUAAAUUA
This is a messenger RNA of Elaeis guineensis (African oil palm), 1273 nucleotides long. RefSeq names its product 1-aminocyclopropane-1-carboxylate oxidase. Lineage: Eukaryota; Viridiplantae; Streptophyta; Magnoliopsida; Arecales; Arecaceae. The record is from RefSeq and is a predicted model, not a curated record.